Messenger RNA from Pseudopipra pipra, 3301 nucleotides. It is a transcript of the gene SPIRE2, whose product is annotated as spire type actin nucleation factor 2. NCBI's taxonomy places the organism in Eukaryota, Metazoa, Chordata, Aves, Passeriformes, Pipridae. Gene Ontology annotation, cellular component: cell cortex; cytoplasmic vesicle membrane. Bases 16 to 2613 code for a protein of 865 amino acids. Gene Ontology annotation, biological process: establishment of meiotic spindle localization; actin filament network formation; polar body extrusion after meiotic divisions. The transcript is spliced from 14 exons. Gene Ontology annotation, molecular function: actin binding. The record is from RefSeq and is a predicted model, not a curated record.
ACACUCUAACGAGCCAUGCCACACUGUACGGAGUGUGCCACACUGUACAGUGCCACGCGAUACCAUGCAGUGCCACACAGCACAGAGUCAUGCCAUGGCAUACCGAGCCGUGCCACACUGUACCAAGUUGUGCCAUACAUAUCGAGCCGUGUCGUAACGUGCCGUGCCGCACCGCACCGUACCACACCGAGCUUCACGCCGUCCCGAUCCGCCCGUGCCCCCCGGCGCCACCGCGGCCCCUCCCGGCGGGUGCCCCCGGCGGUGCCGGCACCAGGGCGGUGGGUGUGGCCGGGGCGGUGGGCGGGGCCUGUUCCCGUGUCCCCGCCCCCCCCCGCGCUCCCGGCGGUGCGGGACGGGCCGGGCCGAUGGCGCGGGCGUGGCCGUGGCCGUUCGGGGGCGUGUCCCCGCGCGCCCCCGCCCCGUGUCCCCCGCCCGCCGCGCUCGGCGGUGCGGGAUGGGGCGAUGGCGCGGGCGGGCGCGGGGCCGCCGCGGGAGCUGUCCCUGGAGGAGGUGCUGAAGUGCUACGAGCAGCCGCUGAACGAGGAGCAGGCCUGGGCGCUCUGCUUCCAGGGCUGCCGCGCCGCCGCCGCCGCCCCCGUGGCCCCCGCGCCGCUCCGCACCGCCGACAUCCGCCUCCGCGCCGACGGCUCCCUCCGCCUGCCCGCCCCGCCGCACGACCUGCCCGCGCUGCUGACGCCCUCUGCUGAAGCCCAGAUGGUGCAGUCGCUGGGCUUCGCCGUGUACCGGGCACUGGACUGGGGGCUGGAUGAGAACGAGGAGCGGGAGCUGAGCCCACGCCUGGAGCAGCUCAUUGACCUGAUGACCAACAGCGACUCAGAGGACAGCGGCUGUGCCACGGCUGACGAGGGCUAUGGGGGGCAGGAGGAGGAGGAGGAAGGGGGUGAGGGACCGCCACGCGCUGUGCGCACCUUCGGGCAGGCCAUGCGGUGCUGUGCUGCCCGCCUGGCCGACCCCGCCGGCGCCCCGGCGCACUACCAGGCUGUGUGCCGUGCGCUCUUCGCUGAGACUGUGGAGCUCAUGGCCUUCCUCGCCAAGAUCCGUGAUGCCAAGGAGCUGCUGCAGAAGCUGAAGGAGGAUGAGGAAGAGGAGGAGCGGCCGGCGGCGGAGCUGGGCAGCCUGCGCAACACCGACUGGGCCCGGCUGUGGGUACAGCUGAUGCGAGAGCUGCGGCAUGGCGUGAAGCUGAAGAAGGUGCAGGAGAAGCAGUUCAACCCACUGCCCACUGAGUACCAGCUCACGCCCUUUGAGAUGCUCAUGCAGGACAUCCGCGCCCGCAACUACAAACUCCGCAAGGUCAUGGUGGAUGGAGACAUCCCUCCACGGGUGAAGAAGGAUGCCCAUGAGCUCAUCCUCGACUUCAUCCGCUCCCGACCCCCUCUGAAGCAGGCAUCAGAGCGACGGCUGCGGCCCCUGCCCCAAAAGCAGAGGACGCUCCAUGAGAAGAUCCUGGAGGAGAUCAGGCAGGAGCGGAAGCUCCGGCCCGUGGAGCAGAAAGGGUACAGCUCCCUGCCCUGCAUCCCACAUGCCUGUGCUGGCCGCCUGGCCUCCAACUCCUGCCUCGAGCUCUCUCGGUGCCCGGCCAGUGCCAUGCCCACACGCCCACGGCCACGCGUCCUCCUCAAGGCGCCCACCCUGGCCGAGAUGGAGGAGAUGAACCUCUCAGAGGCAAGGGGGGACCCUGGAGGUGGGGGGACACGGGGGGUGCCAGGUCCCUGGGGUGAUGUGGUGCCCAUGGUCUUGCAGGACGAGGAUUCUCCAGGCACAGAGGUGCCGCUGAAGCGGGAUCGCUCCUUCUCAGAGCAGGACCUGGCACAGCUGCAGAGCCAGCUGGGGGGUGACCAGGCUGCACCCCAGGACCUGGAGCCACUGCAGCCUGAGCUCCGGCCUCGCUCAGGCUCUGUCCCUGCCAGCUGUCACCAGCUGCCAGAUGGGCCAGCACCACCCCGGGCUGCCCUCGGCGCCGUGGAGGAGAGACCGGAGGACGGAUCCAGUGCUGCCCCCACCACCAGCUCCAAGCACCUCUGGCUGGAGUUCAGCCACCCCGUGGAGAGCCUGGCUCUGACCGUGGAGGAGAUGAUCAAUGUCCGCAGGGUGCUGGUCAAGGCUGAGAUGGAGAAGUUCCUGCAGAGCAAGGAGCUGUACAGCAGCCUGCGGAGAGGGAAGGUUUGCUGCUGCUGCAGGGCCAAGUUCCCCCUCUUCUCCUGGCCUGCAGCCUGUCUCUUCUGCAAGCGGUCUGUCUGUAGCUCCUGCAGCCUGAAGAUGAAGAUGCCUUCCAAGAAGCUGGCUCACAUCCCCGUCUACGCGCUGGGCUUCGAGAGCCUCCCGGGCUCGCUGCUGCCCAAGGCGCUGCCGCUGCGCCGGAGGGAGCCCUUCCAUUCGCUGUCGGGGCCGUGCUGGCGCCGGGUGGAGGAGGAAUUCCCGCACAUCUACGCCCAGGGCUCGGUGCUGCGGGACGUGUGCCCCGACUGUGCCGGGUUCGUGAAGGACGUGGUGAGCUCCAGCCGGCGCAGCGUGGCCGUGCUCAACGCCAGCGCCGCGUCCCGGCGCCACGCCAAGGCCCGCUCCCUCUACAGCGACGCCUGGCUCCAGUGAGGGGCCCGACCUCCCAGUGAUGGGCACCACGGGGGUGCCCCCCCGCUGUACAUAUAUACAUAGGAUGGAUACACACAGCCUCUAUAUUUAUAUACGUUAUGGACCAGGGGCAAAAGGACCCGUUCCUGCCAUCCCCUUCCAUCCCUGCCACCAGCCCCUGGGGGCACAAGUCCUGCCAUGGGGCACCUGCAGCCCCUGAGGGCAUGGAUCCCACCGUGGGGUACCCACAGACCCCGAGGGGAUGGAUUCCACCGUCGCACAGCCCCUGAGGGGAUGGAUCCAGCUGUGGGGUACCCACAGCCUCCGGUGGAACGGAUCCAGCUGUGGGACACCUCCAGCGUCCGGGGGGAAGGAUCCCACCGUGGGGCAGCUCCUGGGAGAACAGGUCCUGUUGCAGAGCGCCCACAUCCCCGGAGGGGAUGGAUCCCACCAUGGACCACCGUUAGCCCCCAGAUGGAUGGAUCCUGCUGUGGGACACCCGCAGCCCCCCGGGGGCACAGAUCACACCGUGGGGCAGCUCCUGGGGGAACGGAUCCCACGGUGGGGCACCUGCAGCCCCCUGUGUUGGCUUCCCCCAGCUCUGCUUCUGUGCCAAACCCUGGCUGUGCCGGGGUGCCCGGUGCCCUGGGCUGGCACGGCUACUCUGUAUGUCCCCUCUCCGAUAAUAAACCCGCUGGGCUUCCCCGGG